Molecule: messenger RNA, 1227 nt
Organism: Phragmites australis (common reed)
Lineage: Eukaryota; Viridiplantae; Streptophyta; Magnoliopsida; Poales; Poaceae
Exons: 7
Coding region: 174-824 (216 amino acids)
Biological process (GO): cell surface receptor signaling pathway; cytoskeleton organization
Cellular component (GO): cytoplasm
Molecular function (GO): protein binding
Source: RefSeq, a predicted model, not a curated record
GGUCGUAUUCGACAAAAGGCGAAAAAAAUAAAAUAAAAUACGGGUCAAAUCCUCCUUUCAGGAAUCCUCGCUCGGAUCCCCCAGGCCCCAGCAGCGGACAGCACCAGCCUCCGUCCCCCCGCGGCCGGAUUCCGCCCCGCAUCCGGCGCCGGCCUCCUCCCCUCUCCUACACCAUGAUGGACCUGGAUCCCCGCCUCUACGAGAACGUCUCUGUCAGUGAUAACGAUGUUCGCAACAUAGUACUAUCAUAUCUUAUGCACAACUGUUUUAAGGAGACGGCAGAGACAUUCCUAUCCAGCACUGGGUUGAAAUUACCUGUUGAUUAUAGUUUGGAUGUGGAUAAGCGUAAAGAGAUUUUUAAUUUUGUGUUAGAAGGGAAUGCACUGAAGGCCAAAGAGCUCACAGAAGAGCUGGCAGCUAACUUGCUGGAAAAUGAUAUGGAUUUACAUUUUGAUCUUUUAAGUCUUCACUUCAUUGAGCUAGUUCGUUCCAGAAAAUGCACAGAAGCUCUUGAGUUUGGUCAGAAAAAGUUGACAUCAUUUGGGAAAGUUCCCAAGUAUGUUGAGAAACUAGAGGACUUUAUGGCCCUCCUAGCAUAUGAAGAGCCUGAGAAGUCACCUAUGUUUCAUCUACUAAGCCCAGAGUACAGGCAGAAUGUUGCAGAUAGCUUGAAUCGAGCCAUCCUUGCACAUGCUAAUCUGCCUGCAUAUUCAUCAUUGGAGAGAGUGGUACAGCAAGCAACUGUGGUUCGACAAUACCUACAGCAGGAAGUUGGCCAGGAUUCUUACCCACCAUUUUCUUUGAAGGCCUUUCUGAGCAAGUAAGGUGCAAUCGGUGCAACCGGUAAAUUCUUCAGAAAGGCUAUCACCUUCCAGGCCAUUGGGCACCUCUACCCUUAAAGAGUGCAUAAACGAUGAUGCAGUUUAUAUACAAUUCAGAGAGACACCUUCUGCAUUAAGUUGACACAAUGUCUGCAGUUGAAGUGGUGUACUUUGAACUAGGGAUGUUGCAUGUGUUCUGUUCCCUUGGUUUAUAUACUGUUUCCUUUCCCCUCUUAGACAUAGCUAAAGCUCUUGGAGUACAUAUGACCCACCUUGAGCUAUUCUGUGUAUCCGUUCCGUGAGCUUAGUUUGAGCCAGUUUGUUGUGCACUAUGUGCCUGAUGCAAAUGAUGCAGGCCAAGCCAUUGUGGUCGGGCCUCCAUUCCUCAUGAAAUUUUUAUAUCAAA